AUGGCGUCAGUGAAACUGGCAGCAAUCCGGCACGCGGGGAGUUUUGGGGAGCGUGGCGAAGGGGUUUCUCCGGUCGAAUUCAAGAACAAGAAUGUGAAACAGAGGAGAUGGCGGAUUAAUCAUCCGAAGGCCUUUGUGGGGAGUGUCCGUGAAGGACAGGGCUUUGCGCUUCGAAGAAAGCUGAAGAUUCAGCACAGUUACAAGAAAUUGCUAAGGAAGGAAAAAAAGGCUCAAGCUUCACAAGAAUCCCAAUUCACAGAUCGAUACCCAGAUCAUCUGAAACAUCUCUAUUUGGCUGAAGAGGAAAGGCUCAGGAAGCAACUUAGAAAAGUUUGUCACCCUUUGCCAGAAGAACAGGUUGACCAGGCUUUGCCAGAAGAGCAAUGCAGCAUUGACCAUACUUUGUCUGAAGAACAAUGUAGCAUUAAACACCCUUUGCCAGAAGAACGAUGUAACAAAACAGUAAGCUCCUUUGCAACUCAAAAGAAAAAUAAAAAGAAAACGUCCAAUCAAAAGGCACAAGAAGAAUAUGCACACGUACAGGCCAAGCGUGCUGCAAAGAAACAGGAAUUUGAGAGGCGAAAACAAGAACGAGAAGAAGCUCAGAGGCUCUACAGAAAGAAAAAGAUGGAAGUGUUCAAAAUACUGAGCAAAAAGACUAAAAAAGGCCAGCCAAAUUUGAAUUUGCAAAUGGAAUAUCUUCUUCAAAAAAUACAAGAAAAAAAUUAA
Orycteropus afer afer is the source of this 729-nucleotide messenger RNA. It is a transcript of the gene CCDC59, whose product is annotated as coiled-coil domain containing 59. The record is from RefSeq and is a predicted model, not a curated record. Gene Ontology annotation, cellular component: nucleus. Bases 1 to 729 code for a protein of 242 amino acids. The transcript has 4 exons. Lineage: Eukaryota; Metazoa; Chordata; Mammalia; Tubulidentata; Orycteropodidae.